AUGAUUUUGAACAGCACUACAGAGCCAUCCCUGGAGCUGCUGGAGUGUAACCACACCGAGGCCUGGGAGUGGGUCUACUCUAUACAGCCAGCCUACAUGUCUGUCAUCUGCAUUCUGGGUGUGCUUGGCAAUGCCUUCGUCCUUUGUGUGUUCUGUAUCCAGAUGGGGCCAUGCUCGGUGGCAGAUAUCUAUCUGGGGAACCUGGCUGCUGCUGAUUUUCUCAUGGUGUGCUGCCUCCCUUUCUGGGUCACAACUGUCGUUCACAAGUUCAACUGGUCAUUUGGGAAGCCCAUGUGCCAGCUGGUCAACUUGAUCAUCGGUAUGAAUUACUACUGCAGUGUGCUGUUUCUUACGCUGGUCAGCCUGGAUCGUUACCUAGUGCUGGCCAGGCCCAUGUCCAUGGGCAGGCGAAGAGGCUCCACCCAGGCCAAGGCCAUUUGCAUGGUGAUCUGGCUUGCAGGAUUCUUGCUCAGUCUUCCUGCCUUGCUCUUUCGCUCAGUGCAGUUUUUCCCUGAUCUUGAGGCAGAGGCAUGCUACCUGGCUUACCCUCACGACGGCUGGAGGCUGCGCUUCAACAUGACGGUCAAUGUGGUGGGCUUCCUUAUUCCUGUGCCACUGGUGUGCUACUGCAGUUACCACAUCAUUGCAGUACUUGGGAACAAACAGGUGAGGAGGUGUUCGGCUGUAAAUACGGAGAGAAAGGCUGCAGUCCUGGUGCUUGUCGUCCUUUUCGUUUUCAUCCUCUGCUGGAUGCCUUUUCAAAUUUUUAUGUUCCUGGACACCCUUUAUUAUUUUAAUGUUAUCUCUGGCUGUCCCUGGAUAAAUUGUCUGGACAUAGGCACCCAGCUAUCUACCUACCUUGGUUAUAGCAACAGUUCUCUCAAUCCCUUCCUAUACGUGAUAGUAGGAAAGCACUUUAGGCAAAGGGCUAAAGGAAUUCUUGUCGAGAUUAUGAACUGUGGGGGUCGAGGUAUCUCUUCUGCUUACAAAAUCAACUCAAGCAUGAGAUACACAGAGUCCACCAGAAUGGAUGAAGUGAAGCCUGUAUCUGCGGCAUCAUUCCAACUCCAAAAUACCACAGAUUCUCCUUCACUUUCUAUGACAUUCAACUCAUCAGACUGGUAUCUUGUUUAUGCCAUCGUACCACCAUACAUCUUUAUCCUGUGCUUAACUGGGAUUUUAGGCAAUGCUUUUGUUUUAUUAGUGUUCUUCCUACAGAGGAGCCACUGGACUAUACCUGAGAUUUACCUGGGCAACCUUGCUCUUGCUGACCUUAUCCUGUUGGCUGGUCUGCCAUUCUGGGCCAUGAACAUCCUCAAUUACUUCUACUGGUCUUAUGGAGAGUUUCUAUGUAAGGUGGUCAACCUCUCCAUCAUUGUCAACAUGUACACUAGCAUUUACAUGCUGGUGAUGGUGAACGUGGACCGCUAUCUUGCUCUGGUGCUGACAAUGAAAGCCAGAUGGUUGAGAAGGAGACGUAACGCCAAAGCUGUUUGCUUUUGUCUCUGGGUGUUUGGACUGGCCAUGGGCAUACCCACUGCGACUUACCGGACAGUGCAGAAUUCCCCAGCCUUUGAGCAUGCAGCCUGCAUUAUCAUCUACCCUUUAGAGUCCUUGAAGGUGGCCCACAGCCUCCAGCUGAACCUGCUGGGCUUUGCCCUGCCUCUUCUGGCUAUUGUCUUCUGUAGCUGUAAUAUUGUGCGAGCCUUGCACAAAAGAAGGCAAAAUGUGGACAUACAGGAUAGAAAUGACCGGAAAGCCACGGUGUUGGUUUGUGCCGUGACCCUGCUGUUCCUCCUUUGUUGGGGUCCGUUCCACAUUAUAACCUUCCUGGAUACGCUUUGUGAUCUCCACGUCUUGGACAUGAUGAGGUGGUACCACGCCUUAGACAUCGGAUCCCAGUUUUCCACCUACUUAGCAUUCCUGAACAGCUGCCUUAACCCAUUGCUGUACGUAUGCACAGGCCACUACUUCAGGAGGAAAGUCAGCGAAAUCUAUAAGCGGAGAAGAAGCUCGGUUGGAUCUGUGGUCACUGCCCUGCAGCGCUCAGUUGUGUCAACCUAUGUCCAAAGGACUGAUCAAAUCAAACCAGUCGUACUAUCCUUUACAGCCAAAAUGGCCUUGAAUGAAUCCAUGAACAAGACUAAUUCUCAAUGUACAUUUAAUGACACAGUGGAUGCCUACAUGUAUCCUACUGCCUACUCUUUGUUUUUUAUCCUUGGACUUCCUGGUAACUGUUUGUCCUUGUAUGUAGCCUGGGUGCUAAUGCGGCGCGGGAAUAGUCUGGCAGUGUAUUUGGUCAACCUGUCCAUAUCUGAUCUGCUCUACACCAUCAGCCUGCCUGUAUGGAUCAUGCUAGCUAUGAAGCAUCCAGUGGACGACACCCUCUGCAGCCUCAUCAAUGUGAUCAUGUACAACAGCUUCUAUGUGGGUUCGGGCCUGCUGAGCUGUAUCUCCAUGGACCGGUACCUUGCUGUGGUCUUUCCUCUGUACUUUGACACAGCACACAAGGUGCAAACAGCAGUUUUCGUGAGUAUCUUAGUAUGGCUGGUUGAGAUCUCUUUGCACGCUGGCCUUCUGGCGUACACGGGAGACCUGCAGCAUUUCUCACCUGCUCGACUGUGUGAUGUAAAGCAAUCCAUGACUAUACAUCAUGCUCACAUGGCUAUAAUUCGAGUGGUGCUGGGAUUUCUCGUCCCUCUGCUGCUGAUGGCCUUCUGUUUCCAGCAGAUAAUUAUGUCUCUCCAUGCAAGCGUUUCCACCGUGGCCAGCGAGCGCAGGAAGAUCCGCAACCUGCUCCUGCUUCUCCUCCUCGUCUACAUGGUGUCUUUCGCCCCUUUCCAGGUCGUCAUGUUCCUCAGGGGCCUGUUGGAGCCUGAGAACUGCAGCACUGCCAGACAACUCAGAGACUACUACAUGGUGUUUGUUGCAACCACAACAAUUAACAGUGUGGCAGACCCAGUUGUUUACUGCUUGAUGAGCGAGAGUGCCAAGACGGAGAUAAAAAGGAUUUAUACAAACUGUGUGAAUCAAUUCAGCAAAGUCACUUCCAUGAUGAAAUCUUCCUCCACCUCCUCAUCCUCUACUGCCUAACAGCAAGUCAAAUUAUUUACAUAGGUUUAUUUUAUAGGUUUGACUGUGACACACAUUAUUUCAUUUAUUGUAACAUAUUUUUUAAGUAGUGUAAGUAGUGCUUUUUUUUUAAAUCUCCUCUUUAAAAAAUUCCUUAUUUUUGGACUGAAGGAAUGAAAAUCUCAUUUCUAUGAUGCCGUUGUCAACAUUUCUAAGAAUGAAACCUCUCAGCAGUAAGACAGCUUCUUUGCUUUUUUCAACCUUUUUUUCAGAAGCUUUUUGUUUCUGCAUAUCUUUAGAUGUACUUGUUCUGUUUAUAAAAUUUUCUGUGUCCUUAA
This is a messenger RNA of Pygocentrus nattereri (red-bellied piranha), 3410 nucleotides long. RefSeq lists its product as uncharacterized. Gene Ontology annotation, cellular component: membrane. Gene Ontology annotation, molecular function: bradykinin receptor activity. The record is from RefSeq and is a predicted model, not a curated record. Gene Ontology annotation, biological process: vasoconstriction; smooth muscle contraction; G protein-coupled receptor signaling pathway. Lineage: Eukaryota; Metazoa; Chordata; Actinopteri; Characiformes; Serrasalmidae. Bases 1 to 3093 code for a protein of 1030 amino acids. The transcript has 3 exons.